This is a messenger RNA of Anoplopoma fimbria (sablefish), 1016 nucleotides long. It is a transcript of the gene mif4gdb, whose product is annotated as MIF4G domain containing b. Gene Ontology annotation, biological process: regulation of translational initiation. The coding region runs from base 339 to 1004 and encodes 221 amino acids. Gene Ontology annotation, cellular component: cytosol. Gene Ontology annotation, molecular function: protein binding; translation activator activity; RNA binding. The transcript has 6 exons. Lineage: Eukaryota; Metazoa; Chordata; Actinopteri; Perciformes; Anoplopomatidae. The record is from RefSeq and is a predicted model, not a curated record.
CGUCACCUCCGCUCAGCAAUGGCGGCCGCCGGCUCGUCUCCUGACACUGCUAUGGGACAAACCUAGCGGCAUUUACGACGAUACCGUUAAAAACAAGAUGUUUAAAUGAAGCAGGAGUGUAAAUGCGUGUCGUGGCUUCCAGAAUAGAGACGUCACGGUUGAUACAGACGCGAACAGACUCUUUUUAGACGUUUUUACGGGUUUGUUUUUCCAAAGAGCGGCAGGGACUUCUCUUCUCGCGAUACUUCGUCUUUGAGCGGUCAGCGUGUUCUUGCAGCUGAGCAGCAGAGCAGAGCGGAAGUGCAUUUCAGCGUGUAACUUGGGUGCUACCUUCUGUGAUGGAAAACACAACUGAUGACUACAGGAUCCAGUCUUUUGACCUGGACACACAGAUGUUGCUGAAAACAGCCUUGAAAGAUCCAAGUUCAGUGAACCUGGAGAAGGUCUCCGACAUCAUUGUGGAUCAGUCUUUGAAGGACCAGGUUUUCAGCAAAGAGGCCGGACGCAUCUGCUACACCAUCGUUCAGGCCGAGGCCAAGCAGAACAAUGGGAACGUGUUCAGGAGGAACGUGUUGAACCGCCUCCAGCAGGAGUUCAAGAAGCGCGAGGAGACGAGGGGCCGCUCGCUGCAGGAGUGGGUGUGCUACGUCACCUUCAUCUGUAACGUCUUCGACUACCUCAAGGUGAACAACAUGCCGAUGGUGGCUCUGGUGCAUCCUGUGUACGACUGUCUGAUCAGACUGGCCCAACCAGACGCUCUGAUGAACGAAGAGGAGGUGGACUGCCUGGUGCUGCAGCUGCAUCGCAUCGGGGAGCAGCUGGAGAGGGUGAACGGCCCGCGGAUGGACGAGCUGUUCUUCCUGCUGCGGGACGGCUUCCUGCUCCAGGAGGGCCUGACCUCCAUGGCCCGUCUGCUGCUGCUGGAGAUCCUGGAGUUCAGGGCCGGAGGCUGGGUGCUCAGCGGCACCGCCCACAAGUACUACUACAGCGAGAUAGCCGACUAGGAUCGCUGGGUG